AGAAUUAAUGACCAUAUAUUCAUAACAGAGGAGGCAGCGGAGAGAUCGGGACACCAGUAUAAGAAAUCCAGACAUGGGAGUGUGUACCUCCAGCACUGCACAAUGUCGGCCCCGUCAGUCCCCUAUUAAUAUUCAGACUAAUAGAGCCAAGUAUGAUUCUUCUUUGAAGCCCCUGUUCAUCCAGUACGAUCCAAAUACUUCCAAAAGAAUCAUUAAUGUCGGGCAUUGCUUCAAUGUGGAGUUUGAUGACUCAAGUGAUCGGUCAGUACUGAGUGAAGGGCCACUGACUAGCUAUUAUCGCUUGCGGCAAUUCCAUUUUCACUGGGGAUCAUCAGAUAGAGAUGGAUCUGAGCACGUAAUAAAUGGCCAAACGUAUCCUGCUGAGUUGCAUAUCGUUCAUUGGAAUUCACAAAGAUAUUCAUCCUUUGAAGAAGCCACUAAACACUCAGACGGUUUGGCUGUAAUAGGAGUGCUAUUAAAGAUUGGAGAACCAAAUCCUGUACUACAAAAUAUAACUGAUAACCUGGACAAAGUAAAAACAAAGAAUAAAGAAUCCUCAUUUGAAAAAUUUAAUCUGUCAGAUUUGCUACCUAAGGAGAGAACCUACUGGACAUACCUUGGAUCUCUAACAACAAGUCCAUACUCAGAAUGUGUGACCUGGGAUCCUCCAGGAGGCGAUCACCGUCAGUUCAGAGCAGCUUCAGCGCUUCCGAGGUUUGCAGUGCACAUCAGAGAAUGAGGAUGAAGAAUUUAUACUAGAGAACCACAGACCUCUCCAGCCUAUUGAAAAUAGAUUGAUCAAAUCCUCAUGCAAACAUAUGAAUCAUAAACCUUAAAUCUAC
Messenger RNA from Rana temporaria (common frog), 842 nucleotides. RefSeq names its product carbonic anhydrase 1-like. Lineage: Eukaryota; Metazoa; Chordata; Amphibia; Anura; Ranidae. Gene Ontology annotation, cellular component: cytoplasm. The record is from RefSeq and is a predicted model, not a curated record. Gene Ontology annotation, molecular function: zinc ion binding; carbonate dehydratase activity.